UUUCCAAAAACAACUUGAUUUAAUUUAAACCAUAAAAAUAAGUAAGUAGUGGUCUUUAGUCGCCUAUGCUAUGGGAUUAUUCGACAGAUUAUCGAACUGGCUAGGGUUAAAAAAGAAGGAGAUCAAUGUCCUUUGUAUAGGACUGGACAAUAGUGGCAAAACUACCAUUAUAAACAAACUAAAACCCGAGAAGGUUAGUUUGCCAUGCGUCGGCCUGUUUGUGUUUGUCGAUGAUGAGAUUGAUCUUUUUAAUAUUUACUCUUGUUCUAACACUGGAUGUUUUUCUACAAAUUUUCCAUUUUUUAGACUCAAGCGCAAGAUAUUGUACCCACGGUAGGCUUUACUGUGGAAAAAUUCAUAUCACAAAGGUAAAUGUUAAAUAAAAUAAGCUACACCUACCAAAAUAAGCUUUUGGGUAUGUAAUUUUUAAUUUAAAAAAUACGAUUAAGUUGGUGGUUUCACGCGGAGUUUUGUUAACCUUUAACUCUUGAAGCUUUUAGUAACUUAAAGAUUAAUAUUUGGUUUAUUCAACAGUCUUAACAGAGGUGAACUAUUUUGAGAUUUAAGCUUUAUAUAAGUUCUUCUCUCGUCCUUGUUAAUUGUUAGACGUAGCUUAGCUUAUGUGGGGGAUUUUACCCGCCACAAAUUCCCACCAUUUGUACAGAAAAUGGUAAAGCAAGAAAAUUCCACUUACACUAUAUACGGAAGUGUUUCGUUAGAAGGUGUAAAAAUUAUUCAUCCUUUCAACUGUGGCAGGAUUAGUUCAGUCAGUAGAUCUAGAGCGCUUGACUGCAAAGCUGGAGAUUGCAGGUUCGCUUCCCAGGGCCGGACCAUUACUCAGGGUCUUAAAGUACUGUAAAAUUCCUCAAAAUAAGCCCCUCCAAAUAUAAGCCCCCCAAAAUUGUAACACAAAAAACCCUCCGUUAAAUCGCCUCUCCAAAUAUAAGCCUCCCCUGGGGGCUUGUACUUGGAAUUUGCCCUUGAAUACAAAGUUAUGUAAAACAAAGCAAAAAUGGUAAAUUUCCUUACCACUACAAGCUAGCCCAAUCGAUUUUGAAACUCAAAUUUCCCUCUGUAGAUAAGCCCCUCCGAAUAUAAGCCCUUCCAAAAAUAAGCCCCUCAAAAAGGGCCUUUGAAAAAUAUAAGCCCCGGGGCUUAUUUUCAGAAUUUUACGGUAACUGACAAAUGAAGUUACUCCCUUUGCAGUGCAAGCUGCGAGACCUUUGCGUGGCUUGGAUGACCAUGUAAAAUGGUGGUCCCGUCUCCAUUAGGAGACAAAAAAAUAGCGUCCCCAAUUAGCGCUUUUGUGCUUAAUACAUUAACACUCAAAUAAAGUGCAUUUUACAUUUUUUUUUUCUCCGUUGUCCUUGCCUGACAUACUAUUAAUUUUAGUUUGCAAAUUAAUUUUACUAGUCUCAACUUUACUGUGUUUGAUAUGUCUGGCUCAGGAAGAUACAGAAAUCUGUGGGAACAUUAUUACAAGUAAGUUUGCUUUAAGCAGGGUAUUUUGAAGGUGAUUUAGACCCAGUUCAAUUACUGUGUAAUUCAUAGACUGAUGGCAUCAACCUAAUUGAUGACAUUAGCUGUGGUCACACUACAGACUUUUACCUAGGUAAAAGCAAUUUACCUGGGGUAAAUUCAUGAAAAAUCUCCCGAGGUAAAUUCAUCUCGGGUUUUGUUUUACCUACAGUAGGUGAAAAUCCUGGGAAGGUCACACUACUCAUAUUGGCUCCCAAGGUUUUCACGCCAGUUGAAUUUUUUGGAGCGUAAAGAUACACAGGGAUCUAGCUGAUCAAAGAGAAGUUUUUUUCUUUUAUGUCGCUGUAAUUUCUUACCCUAUUCAACGUGCAAGAUGAAGAAAGCCAAAGACGUAGACGACUCAAGCCCCAAAAAUUUCUUUCACAGUGUGAGCUAUGUGCGGUUCUGUCAUCAAGACCUUCGCCGAUGAGCGUCGAUUGGGUAGCAACCUCGGUAUUUCAUUUUUCCCUAGCUAUCGCUUUGGGGUAGCUGUCAAGGGAAACUCUUUUGUUCUCGAGACAUAUCCAAGACCAAGACGAUAAAAUUUCCCCAAGGUAAGUCACCUAGGGAAAAAUUCGUAACACUUUCAAAAUCAAGUUUCCCUAGGUAGACUGUCAACAACUCAAAUUUACCGAGGUAAAAAGUCUGUAGUGUGACCACAGCUAUUAUGUAGGGACAACAGUCCUAGCAUGGGGCCAUUUUAAGCAGUUUGGUUUGUAGCCUGAGAAAACCGCUGACAUUUCAUGAUGCCACCAAUAGUUUCCCCGUGAAAUGAUGUCUGAGGAGCGAGUGCAGAAAUUUCAUACUGAUGAUGUGUCACUACCCUGAUCAGGGUAGUGCUACUGCACAGGUCGCCAUAUUGGUGACUCUGAUUGCUAAGAUAGUUACCCUGUGGUUCAUUUGUGUUGAUAUCAUGCCAUGCAGUAGCAAUCGCAAUUCAAGGUGUGGUACCUGAUAAUAUAGAUGUGUUUAAGCUAAUUCCCAUCUUAUUUCAGUGCUAACUAUAGGGAAAGUUUGCGUUUUAUGUACAUGUGUAAGAACAUGUCUGAAACUGUUUGUAAGAUGGGCUUUUUUGCUUUCAUAAAUGGCCCUAAUGCAUUGGCUGUCACAUGGUCUCAUGUUACAUCAGACUAAUGAUUAUUUUAAAAGUUGCAGGUGACACCAUAAAACCAAAAAUUAAUUAAAUAGCUAAUGAAAAUUUUGAAGUCAAAAGUCAAGUCAAAGCUCUCGUAAGUGGCCGCUUCAGAAAUUCAAAAAAGUGGUCAUAACUAGUCAAGAGCUAUCAUAAGUGACCACAUUGUAAAACAAUAGAGGGUGGUCGCUUGCAAGAGCUUCAGAAAGGCAUUAAUGAUUCUGUGACUGGUCAUUGCCAAGUAGGCUAAGUGGUCGCUAUGGAAAUGACCUUGAACUUUUACAAACCGUUAAGUACUAGAGCUGGUUGCUUACGAGAGUGGUCACAAGGAGAGCUUCGACUGUAGUUUUUUUUUUACUAUUUAGAUGUACAGUUACUAAUAAUGGUUCUUAUUUUCUCUGUCGUGCCUUUUAGAACUGCUCAAGCAGUCAUAUUUGUGCUAGACAGUAGUGACAAAUUAAGAAUGGUUGUAGCCAAAGAAGAGUUAGACAUGUUACUUCAACAUCCUGGUUAGUCAUGAAUGUCAGUGUCAGUAAAAUGUAGUUAAUAAUGGUAAUAGGACUGAGUGGAGUCCAAUUCGGUCUGUAAUCAUAUGAGUGAUUAACAACAUCGGAUGACCAUGUAGCAGGAGUCCGAUUUGUUUAGUCAUGAGUAUGAUUAAUAAUGGUAAUAGGACUGAGUGGAGUCCACUUCAGUGUGUAAUCAUACAAGAGAUAGACGAAAUGGGAUGACCGCAUACCAGCAUAAGUGUGAUUUGUUUAAUCAUGAGUACAGUGUAUGAUUGAAGACUGAUUUGGAUGACACAAAGUUCUGUUACCAAUUAAUCAUGACUAUAACAAAAUUUGUGAUAUGUCAGGCUGUUCAAAAUCAAAACAUAGGACAUUUUUUUAGCAGUUAAAAAAAAGCCAUUUAAGUGCACUUGUGUGAUGGCACGUAUUGUCCAAUUACGUAGGUAUGACGCGCACUGUCCUUUUACACUGUCCUAUUAGUGCUGAAAUCAGGACAGCUCAUAGCCAAUCAGAUUUGAGAAUUUUGUUAAAUUUAUGAUUAAACCUAAGUUGCAAGUGUUUAUUGCGAUUAAAAGAACUAUGAACACUUUGGUUUGAUUUGUCUCCACAUUCUGAUAAAUGACAGCAUUUUUGAAAAGUGAUUAUUGCUUUAUUGUUUCUUUUAUUAUUACUAACCCUGACAAAUUCAUUCUUCUUCAGAAAUUACUCAAAGGAGAGUGCCUAUUUUAGUUUUUGCAAAUAAAAUGGACUUGAAAGAUUCUCUCUCCCCUGUCCAGGUAGAACAGUUUUAUUUAUUUACUAUCUUAAAGGACAGUAAUAUUUAUAAUAAUAUAAUAUACUAGUAAAACAUAAAAAAAAUGGCCACAUUAUGUUUUUUACAAACCAAUAUGUACUAUUAAAUCAAUUGCCAAAAAAGAUACCGUAUGCUGGCUUUGAAACUAAUUGUUUGGUUUAUUUUCAGUGUUCAAACAAGAUGGGUUUACAUGAUUUAACAAACAAACCAUGGCAUAUAUGGUAAUUAAGAUGUCUAAUGUAAGAUGGCUUCCAAUGGCCACUCAAUUUAGUUUUAAAUUUAAUUCAUAAUUUGGCAGUAUUCCAAAGACCUAAAGCAUUUAAGAGCCAACACACUUCAGAAUGUGAUGCACUCACUGGUCUUAACCCUUUAAGCCCCAAUAGAGUGAUUUUCGUAUGACCUUAAAAAAUGGUUUCGGUAAGUGUUCGUUAUUUAUUUUAUCAGCCAAUGGAUGAAAUGUCAAAACAUGGCCUCUUGGUUUUCCCGCCAAAGAAAACCCUAAUAUGGACAAGGCAUUGUUCGAUUGGCCAAUCGUGUUGCAGUAUGACGUCAAAGCGAAGUAUCAGUUGAUUUCUAGAAAGUUCUCUGGCAUGAAGUUUUUUCACCCAAUUGUUCGCUUAACCAACGAAAAGCCACACGCGUUUGUGUCUGUUUGAUAAAUCAAUCCUAUCGCUCAAUUUCCGUUCGUUUGUUGUUUCUGUUUUGUUUGCACAUUUUCAUUUCAAGGUCAUACGAAAAUCGCUCUAUCCUUAUACAAAUUCUCCAAACUGGUCUCUAUACUUUUCCAUAUAAAAUACAUUGAGAGAGUAUGACAAAAGAUGAAAGCAUUUUUCUUUGGUGAUCAUUUUAUCAAUUCUCACAACCUUUUCUCUUAAUUGUGCAUUGACAUUGUUGGGAGAAAAUUGCUGUUUGUCACUCUCAGGACUUAAAGGGUUAAUAGAUACUAGGGAAGUAACUUAAAGACAACAGCCCAAGAAGAAGCUUUAAUCAAAACAAAAAAACUUGAAAUUGUGGUCAACAUUCAGCGUGCAAUGUAGUGUCCAGUAGCCUGGGGUUAGUGGAUUUUGCUAUCGGGCUAGUGAAUCCUGUUUUUAACUUGUCCGACAGGCAAGUGAUGUUUUUUGAGGAAUAAUUGAAUAACAGAGGAACUGUGAAAUCAAUUCUGCACGUCAAAAAGUUUUUGGGGUUAGUUGAAGUGACAUCUGGGCUAGCAAAUGCUAGCUUCAGCUUGCCUUUUCUUCAGCUUGCCUAAAAGGCAACCUGUAAAAAUGAUUUUCUUUGCACCCUGACAUUAUACCAAGGUAUUUCAUCAUCAAUCUUUCCUUCACAUGAGGUUGUGUGACAAUUUUGUCAUUCAUCACUUGAGGCAAGCAUCAUCACAGAUAGCUUUGAUCAGUUCAUGGCAAUCUGUUACCUUUCGUUUCCAUAAUCAUGCAAAAGUUCCUGUUCAAGUUAGAAACUUUGGAAGUCAUUCUCUCAUAAUGUACUGUCUCUUUCGUACUUGUAGUGCCAGUAAUGGUCUCACAGGGGAAGGACUGAAUGAUGGGGUUGACUGGCUUACAGGUGGGUGUAACUAUCACAUGUGAUGUAGAAAAUUCAGUAAACAGCUCUGGAAUACAACCAUGUAAUAAACCUACAUGUACAAUGUUGACUCCAGUCUACAAAAGAUUGGUUAACAGUAUUAUCAAGAACAUUGGAGAUACCAUUAGCAAGGUUAUCAUUUUUACUGAUUAAAUUUGAAAGUUUGUGUAAAUUUGAGCCUUUUAUAGUUUCUUGAUCCUUCUGAUAACUGUCAUAUGUGAAAACAAAACUGACUUUUCUUCUCCAGUCAAACACUUUACCUUGUUGAACCUCCCGGCAGUUCAAGUCAAUUUUCCCCAGGAGUUUAGACUGACAAAUCAGCAUUCUACUUUAUUUUUUUGAUAAUUACUGAUAGAAACUUCAUUCCAAAAAUUAAAAUCUUGGAAUUAACAGGGUUAAUUUUUAUGAGCAAAUUUAAGACCUUCACGUAGACCUUCAAAGACACGCCUUUUUUUUGCCACUCACUUGGAGAAACUUAAGAUCAUACAAGUCAUAGAGACACUACUGCCAAUAAUAUACUGUAUAUCUGUAAGAGAAGUAGUGUGCAUAAAAUUGCUUGUCUGAUGAUGUCGCCUUUAAGCCACAACUGAUGAACGAUUCAUUGUGGUGCAGCAUAAAAUUGAUUAAUUUUUUUUCCUAUUGCAGAUCAGAUUCGUUCAUCAUAAAACGCAUGUGUGCUUAAUGUACCUUAAAUCUUAAAUACUUUUCAACUUGUACAGCAUGGGCAUAUUGGUGUGGCUUGGAAGGCAAGAAAAUGGUCCCUCAGAGUCACCUUAUGAAGUCAAAAUUCAAAACAUCAUAUUUUGUAUACACUUAGAUUGUUCACAGUCCCCUGUUUUUUCGUAAGAUCGUCAGAAUCGAGCGUUUACCAGUACGGAAGGCCAUCUUGGUUUUAUAAUUAGGAACCCAGGAGGCGGACGUCGGGGUUUAAAGCGGUAGGAGGAGGAAGACAAGAAAAUAUUUUUCUCACUUUCUCCUAAACCGCCCUCCUAAGUAGUUUUGACACUCAUGCAAGAUGACUUCCCGUAACACAAAGCGCUCAAUCUCGACGGUCUUACGGAAAAAUGGGGAGAUAGUCUAGUAAAUACUAAAAAACCAGUAGCACGGCCACCAUGUGAAAGUGCUGUUUAAUGGUCUCAUUGGAACUACUUACUAAACAAGACGCUAUCGGAGCGUACACUUGGGCGUCGUUGUAUCACGCGUAUGCAGGGGCAGAUCCAGGAUUUUUUCUUAGGAGGGGGUGCACCACUAAGGGAUGGCGUAACUGACUGGUGACGUAACCAUAUUUUAAAGCGAAUACGAAGAAGAAGGCUUUUGACAAGGCAAUAACACAAUGUGAACUGCUGAGAAAACAUAUCAACUGUGAAGCGACUGCACAGUGAUAAUUAGAAAGCCGCAGGUCAUCUUGGGGGGAGGUGGUGUGUGCACACCCCUGCACCCUCUCCUUAGAUCCGCCCUUGAUACGUGAGGAUUUUUUGUGUCAGCCAUGUGUGAGUGCUGCAAUAUUGUUAAUUGCUAAGAGUUGUCUGAAAUGUAGACGUGGAGCCAUAGUGGACGUUGCUUGGUAUGUAAAUAGUUCGAAUUUUCCUCGGAAUUCCUAACUUAAUGCAUCUGUCAAAUCCAACUGCGCCCAUUCCCCUCCCCCGGGCUACUGCGGGGAAUUUGCCUGCCUUUUCAGUCCGAGGGGUGGGGCAUGGGCAGAUUUUGCGUGCCCCGGGGUCGGGAAUUUUGCCUACCUCGGGGCCAUCCCCGAGCUUUUGACACGCACGUGGUUUCCUAUCCUAAAAUAACUAACUUGGAGGACUUUACUGGAAACAUAAGAAGAUUGGCUUAUCUAUCAAGCACGGGAAAAAUUCACCGAGGAUUUUGGAGGCAUGUUUUGUCAAUUUUAUGAAUGCAUUUCUUCUUUACUUAUCACGACAGAACUUACACUGCGAAAUCGAUAGCUAUCGAUGUACGUGAAUCGAUGUUUUUUAUUGAAUCAAAUUUCUUUUGAUCUAGCGGAUUUGAAUAAAAUUUAGGGUAACGAUUUUAAUACUUCUAUGAUCAUGUAUGAUCAGUCUAUUAUUUGAAGAACUUUCUUUCAUAUUAUUAAACUACUCGUAACAGAUAGCUUUAUACACUAUUAUUGAUUUCAAUUUUAUUGCCCCUUUUAGAUUAUUGCCUACGAACUAUUCAGUUAGAACAAGAUGAAUAAUGAUAAAACUAGGAGUAAUCGGAGCUUAGGAGAGUGCGUUCGAUAUGUUUUUUAGGCCUACAG
Molecule: messenger RNA, 7793 nt
Organism: Porites lobata
Lineage: Eukaryota; Metazoa; Cnidaria; Anthozoa; Scleractinia; Poritidae
Source: the annotation of a GenBank genome assembly